Molecule: messenger RNA, 3078 nt
Organism: Ostreobium quekettii
Lineage: Eukaryota; Viridiplantae; Chlorophyta; Ulvophyceae; Bryopsidales; Ostreobiaceae
Source: the annotation of a GenBank genome assembly
AUGGAAGGGAUGCCGCUCUCAUAUGCUUCUGAACGCCAUUCGAUCAGGUCACUAUUGGCAACUGUGGGGACUCUGGCUGUGAUAGCAAGCAUACUUGGAUUUGUUCUCCACUCCUUCAAGAUUGGGGACACCAUCGCAGGAUGGUACACAGGCUCAUCUUGCACUCAAGAUAUGCAUGGUGGUGAGAUGAACUUGGCUGGGUUUGGCAGCGAUGGUUGUUUGCAGCCAGUUGAUUACUUGGGGGGUGGUGAAAACGCGCCCAGGGGACGGUUUGUAUACAUUGCCACAAUAAAAGCCAGCAACCACCGCCACGUUUGCACCGGAAUCUUGAUUGAUUCCAGGCAUGUGCUCACCGCAGCACAUUGCUUUGGAGCCGAGCAUGUAGGGAAGAAUCCAAUAGUAUAUGUUGGAGCAUACGGAAUCAACGACAACAACUGGACUGACGGCGUCGAGGUUAUGAGAUUCGAGGAAGUCACUGUACAUCCACUCUGGAAUGGGAGAACAGAGAACGGAUACGACAUCGCCCUUGGAAGGCUUCCGAUGGCAGUGAAGGAUGCUGUGUUUCCAAUGAUUUCCACUGAAACACACGGGCCCAAUACAAGGGUCUGUGCGCUGGGCUGGGCCCACCCCCGGGGCGAUGCAGAUCCAGAGCCGAGGGAAGCUUUGCAGAUUGUUGAGGACUUUGAGAUCGUCGACAUCGAGUACUGCCCACCUCGCCUCAUCAGACACGCCAAGCGACACACGAUAUGUGUCAGGGCCAGAAGCGAACCGCCGCGCCCCGAUCGAGGUGAUUCAGGAAGCCCGCUCUUGGUUGUAGAUCGUCAGCAUGGAGGUAUUGCUGACGGUUUGCAAAACCUUGACCUCCUUGUCGGGAUCCUAUCCCUUGGGUAUGUUGACUCGGGAAUUGACAGCGCUGCUGGGAGUCGGUCAUGCGAGGAGCCCAGAUUGGUCUACACAUCCGUAGCAGAUUUUCUACCCUGGAUUGCCUACGCUCGGCAAAGAAAAUUUCCACCUUCAGCACAGGAAAGUCACCAUCCUCCAGAGGUCACUGAAGCUCCUCCUGCAAGGUUUUCUUGGAUGUCAAGUAUUAGAGACAUCCAUGGUAACCAUGUGUGCUCGGGAGCGCUAAUUCUUGAGAAUUACGUGAUCACUGCUGCGCGCUGCCUUGACCCCAGCUAUCAGCCGCUUUUGGGCCCUUUCCCUGUUGUGAAGAUUGGCGGCCACAUGUCGGAGGGGGACAGAAUAUCACCGGGGGAACAGGCAGUCAACAUCGUCAAAGUGACCUUUCACCCAAAAUGGACAGGUUGCGAUUCAUCAAGUGCAUUUGACGUUGCCCUGGCAAAAUUGUCGAAGCCCCUGAAAGGCGUCAAGUGUGCGAAAUUGGCAGCUGCUCAAAGCUCGCUCCCACAAAAUGCCCACAGCCUGGGUUGGAAGUAUACCGACGAGCAGUCGACGAAGACAUCUACUGUUCUGCAGCUGGUUCGUGACAUCGAGGUUGUGGACAAACAGAGAUGUGGCCGUUCAUGGGACAAUGGCGACAACAUUGGGUGUGCUCUGCAAGGGUCGAAAUCGAUUUUCACAGGUGAAAGAGGAUCGCCGCUGUUUAUCCCAGACAAGGGUGGCGGAAAUUUAGAGAAAGGAAAUGCGAAAUAUGACCACUUAUUUGGAAUUUUGUUGCCUGACGAAUGCCUUUCUGGUGGAGCAAACGCGUCUGUCAUCUUUUUAACAUUACCCAAAUUCAUCCGGUGGAUCAACGAGGCCGUUUUCGCGAAGGAAAGGGCGGCAAGGAAAAGCAUGAUACUCAUGGCAGUAUUUUCUAUAUUGAGCAUGGGAUUGACGUGGUAUCUUCGUAUAGAAAGGGCACAUCCGCAGAAUCUGGAUCCAUUGAAUCCAAGCAGUCCGCCUGAACCUCGACUGCAAGAUCAGCCAGUGCCAACAUGCGGAGAAGAACUUCCAAUUGACUGCGCUUCACCCACGGUGGCACACGAGUCUCCACCCAAGGAAGACACCGUGCAAGAGCCCGACGGUGACGACUCGCCCACGAAUUGGGCAGAGAUACAACCGGAUCCUGGGCCAUCACAUCGUGUCAUUCGAAGCCCUCCUCAAAGACACGUAGCGGAAUCCUCGAAUGGUCUACGCCCGAGAAGGAGCUGUAGUCCACCCACCGAGAUGCAGCCAGGAAGCGUCACCCAAUGGACGAUUGCCGGCUCGAGCAGCGACACCCUCGAAAACCGCAUAAUGGAAGAUUACUGCGGCAGUCCUUGCACGAAGGCCAUCCUUUUCUGCACGCAGGUGGGCGACAUCUGGGAGGGAGGCAAGCAGAAGCGCCGGGUGAUGGGCCUGGCCGCCCUGAAGGGGAUCCUCCACAAGAUGAAGGGAAGGGGCGAACGUUCUAAUAUCGAAAAUGCCUUCAAAGUGGAAAAAAGGGGCGCAGAAGGUGUGGAAAUUCAUUACUCGAGCACGGUCAGGGCCACAGAGGUGCGGGAAGUGGGAAACGCGGCGGCCGUGGGGAUGGAGUUUGUGGACGAGGGCGAAAACUACAUUUUCAGUGCGAAGCCCAAGGAGUGGCACACUUUUGCCAACCGCAAAAAGGCUGAAGCCAUGUUCAAAUGGGCGGUGAAGAACGCAAAGUCUGGCCCGAACAAAGGAGAGUUGAGGAGGGACAUGUUCCUCGUGGUGGAGGUUCUGGUGGCCUCUCGGGUGGUGUUUGUCAAAACCAAAACCGCAGGAAAGGUGAACAUCACAGCGCCGCUGGCCGGGGGCGCGGGGAGCACCGAAGUCUUCGACAGACUGAGUGAGCUGAGGCUGGCGCAAGUGCGCGGAGACAUUAUGGUCAGAAACGUGACGCCGUCGGUGGAAGCGCACAAGGUCGUGAACAACAGCGAUUGCGCUUGCAUCGUCAGGGUGAAGAACAACGCGACGUGGAAGUCCAGCAGAGAUUUUGAAAGAUCACGAGGGCCACUAAUCCGCGGGUUUAGGCGAAUGUGGUCGUCAGGGACCCUUUUUGGAACGCGAGCCCUCACGCUGACGCGAUGUGGAGGACGAGGAGAGAAUUUGAUGGACGGCGGACGGCGCUAG